Messenger RNA from Penicillium maclennaniae, 657 nucleotides. Its product is annotated as Alcohol dehydrogenase superfamily zinc-type. Bases 1 to 657 code for a protein of 218 amino acids. The record is from RefSeq and is a predicted model, not a curated record. NCBI's taxonomy places the organism in Eukaryota, Fungi, Ascomycota, Eurotiomycetes, Eurotiales, Aspergillaceae. The transcript is spliced from 3 exons. Gene Ontology annotation, molecular function: oxidoreductase activity; zinc ion binding.
AUGCUAGCUGUGGUUUUCAAGGGACCGAUGCAGGUUGCGCUCGAGGAACGACCUGUGCCCAGCGUCCAGAACUCGACAGAUGCGAUUCUGAAAGUGAGAUAUACAGCACUAUGUGGCAGUGAGCUACACGUUUUUUGGGGUCACCAAACCUCGGGGACGGAAUUUAUCAUAGGCCACGAGUUUACAGGAGAGGUUGUAGAAGUCGGAUCUGAUGUGAAGAAUUUUCAGAAAGGGGAUCUAGUAGUGUCUCCUUUUACGGUCAGCUGUGGGAAAUGCUUCUACUGUAAGCAUGAAUUCUCCUCUCGGUGUGCUUCUGGCCAGCUAUUUGGUACCGUGGGCCUCGAUGGAGGACAAGCUGAGUACGUGAAAGUUCCACUAGCUGAUUCAACUCUGUUACAUAUUGGAACGACUACUAUCAACAAAAAGAAGCCGGUUCUGAUGGCCGAUAUUUUCCCAACUGGUUACUUUGCCGCUUCUAAUGGUACAGUUCUCCUUUUCGGCUGCGGUCCAGUGGGUAUUUGUGCCCUUGUGAGCGCUUUAGACUACCAGCCAAAGAACAUUAUGGCAAUCGAUAGCGUCCCGUCACGCCUAGCGCUUGCACAAAGUCUCGGUGCAGAAACGUGGAAUUUCCAAGAGAAUGAACAUGGGCUUUGGUAA